Molecule: messenger RNA, 1663 nt
Organism: Fundulus heteroclitus (mummichog)
Lineage: Eukaryota; Metazoa; Chordata; Actinopteri; Cyprinodontiformes; Fundulidae
Product: zinc finger MYM-type protein 1-like
Exons: 2
Coding region: 74-1150 (358 amino acids)
Molecular function (GO): protein dimerization activity
Source: RefSeq, a predicted model, not a curated record
CUUUUUCAACUUAGUUGAAAAACUUUAUAGUUUUGUGGCCAACUCAUCCAAACGACACUCUGCAUUUAUUAAAAUGCAGAAGACUAUGUACCCUGAUCGGCGUCCACUGGAGCUGCAGAAGCUCUCAGACACACGGUGGGCCUGCAGAGAAACUGCCCUUCAGACUCUGAGGAAGGUCCUCCCAGCUGUCAUGCAGUUUCUUGAGGAAAUGACACAGCAAGACCCACCAGACUCUUCGGCAGGUGAUGCAUUGAUUCUUCUCAGGAGCAUCAACUUUGAAUUUUUCCUGUGUCUGGAGAUCACCUGCCCAAUCUUCCAGGUGACUGCGAUGGCCUCUGAUGCUUUGCAGCAGAAAGACAUAGACCUAGCGACAGCAUACAAAGUUGUAGAUGGAGUUUUUCAGAGGCUGGCCUACAGCAGAACAGAGGUGGAGUUUGAGAAGAUGUUUAAACAGGCUACAGAGAAGGCUGCAUCAGUGGGCCUUGACCCCCCAACUGAGAUUCCUGGUCAAGCUCGGAGGAGGAAAAUGCCAGCAAAGUUCAAGGUCACUGCCACAACAGCAACUGCUGACCACACAUUCCCUACUUUGCAGGACUACUAUCGUGUUAAGGUGUAUUACGUUUUUGUGGACACAAUGACACAAGAGCUUCAGAGACGCUUUAAAGCUGAAGAUAACUCCACAUGGGAAAUCCUGAAUGCCCUCCACUGCCUGAUAGUCCCAGAGAACUGGAAAACAGCCCAAAUUCCAACAGAGGCACUGCAAGCUUUGAAUAGGCUCUGCAAGUUCUACAACAUUGAUGAAGAAGACAAAUUGCAGACAGAACUAAAGGUCUUCCAUAGUUCAUACUCAUGCCCCUCACCCAUCAGUGUGACAUCUAUUCUUUCAGUGGUCAAAGAAAACAAUGCACAUCUGGUUUUCCCCAACUUGACUGAGCUGCUGAAGACUUAUGGCACUCUUCCAGUUUCUACAGCUACUGUUGAACGCUCUUUCUCAAAACUCAAACUGGUGAAAACAAAACUUCGCACCCUUUGCACAGAAGAAAGGUUGUCAGAGCUUCUUUUACUGGCAAUUGAAAAGGAUAUUCCAGUCAACCUCAGUGAAGUCAUUGACAUUUUUAAGAGCAUGGGCAACAGGAGGUUGCUGUUAUAACUGCAAAAAAUAAAAAUGCCACUGUGAUGUGUAAAAAAAAAACAAAAAAACUAAGGCACAGACCCUGACAGAAACUGACAGAAAGACAGAGCCACCUUCUCUCUAUUGUCUUUCUCCCACGAAUAAUAUUACCCUUUCAGUUACAGUUACUUAUACAAUGUGAAUAUAUGUUUGUUAAUAAAUACAGGUUGAAACCUUUAAACUUGAAGUAUUGUUUGUGUUUGUGGCUUUGAAUGAGCAACUGGUUUUUAAGCAGUCAGCCUUGGCAACAGACUCUAGCAAUUCAGCAGUGUGGCAGGUCAGUCAGAGUGAGCCAUUUUAAAUGUUAGUUAUCUUUGCAUCUUGCAUGAACACACACCACUUGUUUAAUCAGCUGCUAUCUCUCCCAUGCUCUUUUUAGUGUCUGCACUAUCAGAUUAAUACAGCCCAACUCCAGCAACACAGAAGCACCAACCCCCUCAACAGAAGCUGUUCCAUGAGCACCCGCCCCUCCAACGGUCUCUGCACGUCCCU